CGCAAAGAGUUGUGGGUAAAAUAAGCAAAAAUGGCGACUUCCAUGCUGUUUUGAUGCACGUGAACAACAGUAGACCAUGGCCAACAGAGCAGCUCAGCAAUGGGGCACCUUUGCCCGUGUCUGGUAUCUGUUAGAUGCAUCGCAGCAGCCGCCGGGAAGAAUAGCGGCAUUAGUGUCACCGCUACUACAAGGAAAACACAAACCAAUUUACCAUCCACUCAGUGAUAUCGGUGACCACGUAGUGAUUUAUAAUACCAGAGAGGUUGCUUUCUCUGGUGAUAAAUGGAACACUAAGCUGUAUCAUCAUCAUACUGGAUACCCUAAGGGGUUCAGUUCCACUAAAGCCAAAGAUGUUCAUCUGCUGGACCCUACUAAAGUCGUGCACAAAGCCAUAUACGGAAUGUUACCCAAGGUGCUACUAAGGCGAACAAUGAUGGAAAGAUUACACCUCUACCCUGACAACAAAAUUCCUGAAGACAUCUUAGCUAAUAUUUCGGAGCAGAUUACCCCACCUAGAAUUAUACCUCGCAAAUUAACAGAAUACUCGCAAGAAGAACUUGACAACUUUCCAAAACUUUGGCAUCCUGGUGAAGAUCCUGAGCUCAGGUAGAAUUUGAACUUGAACUUUCAAGGUAUAAUGUUCCAGCUCACCACCUUCACAUAUUACUUUGAAGUAUAUUAUUAAAGGAAGUGGUGUAUGUUAAUUGUGCCACCACAGUUGAAAUAGAGAAAUGUCCAGCCAAUCAGAGUGCUCCUUUUAUCUGGUUCAGAGAAUAUGAUGUGAUGUGCUGUUCUGACAAUUGGAGCUGGUACAGACAUGUGACAGAUGGCAUGACCUGAUUAAACAGACUGACUGUGGCUCACUGUUAGCAGAUUUCACGUUUUGUACAAUAGAUAUCGUUUGGUGCUGCCUAUUCUAGUGUUAGCAGUGUGUCAUUUCGCAACUAUCUCAACAGUAUUGGUGCAUAAUAGUGAUUCUCCCCUCUCAGCCCA
Messenger RNA from Saccoglossus kowalevskii, 993 nucleotides. RefSeq names its product large ribosomal subunit protein uL13m-like. Lineage: Eukaryota; Metazoa; Hemichordata; Enteropneusta; Harrimaniidae. Gene Ontology annotation, molecular function: mRNA binding; structural constituent of ribosome. The record is from RefSeq and is a predicted model, not a curated record. Gene Ontology annotation, biological process: translation; negative regulation of translation. Gene Ontology annotation, cellular component: mitochondrial large ribosomal subunit; ribosome.